CUCCCACUGCUAUGCAUCGCGAGCGCCGGAAGAGAUCAGAUACCAGCCCUGAGCGAUAUCGCAACGCGAAACAGUAUCUUUUGUGAAGUUUGACGAUGUUGCGAGAUGCAAGAAGCUGCUUCGCUGGCAAACCUCGACGAUCCUGCCUUGUUUUUCGGCAACGCCCAGCCCCAGCCGCGUCUGGGCAGUCUCGCAGCGCGUCACCGCCCUCCGCAAAAACCUCCAGCUCUCACCUCAACUCUUCCAUCCCAACUGCUCUACGCAGGAAGAAGUUUCAUUACAUCUCGCAUCGUGCUAGCGAGCCAAAUUGACCAGCAAGACAAGCCUUGCUUCCCGUCCAGCGUUGCAGCGGGCCACUCAAGAGCUGCCCGCCGUUCCAGGGUAGCUUAUCCAUCAAUCCCCACCAACCACAGCGCCCUUCACUCCCGGUUACCCGGAAUCUCGCAACCAUGUCUUCCAACCGCCACGGCCACGACAAUUCGCACAACGUCUCACGCGUCUUGUACGACCAUGUUAAUGGGCAGAACAACCGCAAUAACAACCACAAUGAAUCCACCCCGCUCCUCCACAACAUCAUCCCCUCGCACAUCCACCCCGAUGGCGAGUCCGGCCGCAAGGGCUUCCACCCAUCCCACUUCAUCAACGUAGCCUGGCGCUCCGGCAGCAAUGCAGCAAAGUACACCAACCUCCUCUGGCCCUUUGUCAUUGUAGCCAUUGUGCUGCACUUUGCUGCACCAUCAAUGCCCAUUGCCAUCUUCGCGACCAGCUACAUCGCCAUGGUGCCCGUAGCCAAUCUCCUUGGUUUCGCAGGCCAGGAGUUUGCCAGGAAGAUGCCAAAGGUCAGCGGAAUCCUGAUCGAGACUGCAUUCGGAAGUAUCGUGGAAAUCAUCCUAUUCAUCAUCUUGAUUGCCAAACAUCAUUCUAGGGAUGGUUCGAGCGAGCAUGGAAACCUCAUUCCGGUCAUCCAGGCGGCGAUUCUGGGAUCUAUACUGACAAACUUGCUGCUUUGUCUUGGACUCUGCUUCUUCGUCGGCGGCCUCCGCCAAAUGAGCCAAAAAUUCCACGCUUCCGUCAGCGAAGUCGGAUCCGGUCUGCUCCUCGUAGCCGGUUUCGGUCUGCUCAUCCCAUCAGCCUACUACUCCGCGCUCAAGGGCUCCGCUGUCGCUCACGCGUCAAAGCACCACGAGUUUACGGAAAAGAUCCUGCAGCACAAUGUCCUCAGGAUCAGUCAGGUGACUUCCAUCCUCCUCAUCAUCGCCUUUUGCAUCUUCAUCUGGUACAAUGCGCGCUCCCAGCACUCGCUCUUCGACGAAGUUCUCGAGGCGGACGAACACGCUGAUCUGGACCACCACGAGGAUCUCGCCAAGCCCAAGUUUACUUUUACAGAGUGCAUGGUUGCGCUUGUCCUGUCCCUCGCUAUUGUCACGCUCCUCGCCGUCUUCCUCGUCGAGCGCAUCGAAGAUGUUGUUGAAUCUGGGGUUCCAGACCAGUUCCUCGGCCUCAUCAUGUUGCCGCUUGUCGAAAAGGCGGCUGAGCAUCUGACUGCUAUUGACGAAGCGUGGGAUGGUCAGAUCAAUUUUGCCCUCUUCCACUGCAUCGGUCCGUCUAUCCAGACUGCUCUCUUCAACGCUCCGCUCGUGGUUAUUGUUGGCUGGAUCAUGGGUAAGGAUAUGGACCUCAACUUUGAGAUCUUCAUGAUUGUCUUGCUGGUGCUGGCUAUCGUUGUGGUGGGUAACUUCCUCAGGGACGGCGAGUCGAACUACCUUGAGGGCGCUAUGCUUAUCAUUGUUUAUGUCAUUGUGGCUGUGGCUGCGUGGUACUACCCUAACCCUGAUGUCGCUACUUCGAAUGGUGCGGAGUAGUGGGGGCAGUGAGAGAGUGAGAUGUAUCGGUGGAGGUGGCGACGCCUAGUCUGGCGAAUUUGCAACCAGGCCAUGUCGACUCUAGUCAUAGCUGCCUCACUAUUUAGCUCUAACGUAGUCUAGCUCUUAGAUAUGCUGGUUGGGACUCGGCGAUUUGCAAUGUUAAGCCAACGAGUAGGAACUAUACGAUCACGAAUUAUGUGUUCCAAGAUGAUAAUACUAGGGUCUCAUAAUGAGAGCCAUGGAGAUAGCUAGGUUCGUCUUGACCGUGCCAACAUGCCUCUUAUCCCAGCUAAGGCAUAUCUUGAUAGAGCACAGAUCUCAAUAGCACUCUAUCUAGUUGUAGAAACAGUAAUUCCAAAGAUACCUUGUGCAUCCAUGCUAAGAGUAGGGAACGCAUACCAAGUAUGAGGACAAGGAGUUAUACAGCGCUUAGUGUAAGACGGAC
Molecule: messenger RNA, 2310 nt
Organism: Alternaria alternata
Lineage: Eukaryota; Fungi; Ascomycota; Dothideomycetes; Pleosporales; Pleosporaceae
Exons: 2
Coding region: 450-1862 (470 amino acids)
Biological process (GO): calcium ion transmembrane transport; intracellular calcium ion homeostasis
Cellular component (GO): fungal-type vacuole membrane
Molecular function (GO): calcium:proton antiporter activity
Source: RefSeq, a predicted model, not a curated record